AUGAACCUGCUCACGACAAAGACCCAAGGACAGUCGGCAUCGUAUCAACGAGUCAAGGAAGGGCUCGAGAUGGGACGCGGCUUUUUGAUGCAAGGAAUCAAUCUGGAUGAACGUUAUACAGUUAAUGAUCGGGAGAAGAAGAUACAAGCGUGUGAUUACUACAAGAAGGGAAUUGACGCUUUCAAGUCUGCGAUGAAAGUGAAUAUCAUGGAGAUCCCAGAAGAACGACGAAGUGAAGUGCGAGAAAUGAAGGACAAAGCGAAAAGUAACAUGAAAGCCGCCGAAGAUCGUUUUGUUGAAUUGACCAACCAGAUGCUCGGCAAAACUCCUUCUCCGACAGAGUCGCGACCAACGACGUCAACUUUUCGCGCAACCUCCACCACUGCCGCCGAGGUUCGAACCACAAAGAAGGAUCUAACUCGGAAUGGAACUGAGCCCUCACGUUGCCUAAAGCUUCUCCAACCCUCACCACUAACCGAAUUUGCGCAUUAUCGAAAAACUGAGCGUGUUAGAGCUCAAUCUAAAUCACCCAUUUCGAAAACAAAAAUUCCACCCAAGCUUUUGGCAUCGGCCAGGCAACCAGUGCAGAAAAAAGAAACGAGAAGCGAUAGUAAGGCGACGAUAUCUAGAAAUCAAACUUCUCGUCCUCAACGCUCCGUUCUCGCCCGAAAUGACAUGCUAAAAGGAGUUGAUGCGAAAUUCGGCAACGCCAUUCUCGAUGAGAUUUUGGACAAGACAGAAGUCAUGUUAAAAGAUGUGUAUGGGUGUGAUGCAGCAAAACAAGCUCUCGAGGAAGCAGUCAUUUAUCCGGCUCUCAACCCUUCAUUAUUCAGUGGUCUCCGACAACCGGUCAAAGGGAUAUUGCUAUUUGGUCCACCGGGAAAUGGAAAGACUCUUCUUGCGAAAGCCGUCGCAACCGAGUCCAAGCAAGCCUUCUUCAACAUUUCCGCUUCAUCAUUGACGUCAAAAUGGGUCGGGGAGGGCGAGAAGACGGUGAAGGCUCUCUUCCAAAUUGCGAAAAACGCACAGCCUGCAAUUAUUUUUAUUGAUGAAAUUGACUCGAUUUUGACGGAGAGAAGUGACAAAGAAGCCGAAUCGAGUCGACGAAUGAAGACCGAGUUCCUAAUUCAAUUCGAUGGCGCUUCUUCAUCGCAAAAUGAUCGGAUAUUAGUUAUCGGAGCCACGAAUCGACCAUACGAGCUAGAUGAUGCCAUUUUGAGGCGGUUUCCGAAGAGGAUCAUGCUGGGAUUACCGGAUGAGAAGGCUCGACACGCCAUCAUUUUCAACACACUGAAGAAGCAUAACGCUGAUAAAGGGAUUCGGGAUCGUGACUUACGAUACAUUGCCUCGGUCACUAAAGGAUAUUCAAAUUCCGAUCUUGUCAAUUUAUGCAAAGAGGCAGCAAUGGUGCCUGUAAGACGACUUGGAAAAGAUCAACUUCGGACAACGACACAACAUGGACUUAGGCCAAUUGAGGUAUCGGAUUUCGAAGAAGCACUUCGCGUUAUCAAACCGUCGACAAAUGGAAAUCAUCUGCAGAAGAUGCUCGACUUUACCGCACAAUCUGGACAGAUG
Messenger RNA from Mesorhabditis belari, 1575 nucleotides. The record is from the annotation of a GenBank genome assembly. Lineage: Eukaryota; Metazoa; Nematoda; Chromadorea; Rhabditida; Rhabditidae.